Molecule: messenger RNA, 2573 nt
Organism: Papaver somniferum (opium poppy)
Lineage: Eukaryota; Viridiplantae; Streptophyta; Magnoliopsida; Ranunculales; Papaveraceae
Product: pentatricopeptide repeat-containing protein At5g50390, chloroplastic-like
Exons: 1
Coding region: 248-2383 (711 amino acids)
Biological process (GO): RNA modification
Molecular function (GO): RNA binding; protein binding; zinc ion binding
Source: RefSeq, a predicted model, not a curated record
UACCCAGACUGCAGCUGCAGCGGCAAGCAAGGAAACGUAGAUCUACUCUCGUUAUGGGCGGAGUUUGAAUCUUUCUCCCUAGACUCUGCCAUGAAGAGAGAACACCAAAAACUAAUGCAUCACAAAUUUUCUACUACUAAUGCUUCUUCGUUCAUUUGUUCAUCAAAUAUGUACUAAUCCAAGGUGAUAUUUUUUUUUCCUUUAUCAUAAUCAAGUGUAAUUUUGUUUUUUCGCUCUUCCUCUCUCUAUGGCAAUCCCACUCUCUCAUUUCCAAACCAUUUCAAAUGAUCAAAUUCCAGAUUCACUGUUAGACCGUAAUUUCUUGACAAACAAAACAGUUUCAAUCUUUUCCGGGACUAAUUUUCCAUUCGCUAGAAGAAAAAAGAGAAACCUAGUAAUUAACAGUUCUUCCUCCUCUUCUGUUGAACAUGGAUUACAACCAAGACCUAAACCUAAACCCACAAAACCAAAUCAGAAACAAAUUCAAACUUUGGAAUUAGUAAAUGAUUCAGAACAAACCCAGGUUAGGAAAAAGGGCAAACCUGUUUCUGGAUUAUGUAGUCAGAUUGAGAAACUUGUUUUUUACAAAAGAUACGAAGAAGCAUUAGAAUUGUUUGAAUUUUUAGAAUGUGAAGAAAGUGAUUCUUUUGAAGUGGGUAGUAGUACAUUUGAUGCACUUGUUGAUGCUUGUAUUUGUCUGAGGUCAAUUAAAGGAGUUAAAAGAGUAUUCAAUUACGUGAAUGAAAGUAAUUUAGAAUGGGAUCAGUAUUUAAGAAACAGGGCUUUGUUGAUGCAUGUGAAAUGUGGGAUGAUGAUCGACGCACGUAAGCUGUUUGAUGAAAUGCCUGAGAGAAAUUUGGUUUCUUGGAAUACAAUAAUAUUGGGAUUAGUUGAGAAAGGAGAUUAUGUAGAGGCGUUUCAUUUGUUUUUAUAUAUGUGGGGAGAAUUUUCUGAGGGGGAUGCUCGCAUGUUUUCUAUGAUGAUUAAAGCUUCGUCUGGUAUGGGGCUUGCUUGUCUUGGUAGUCAAUUGCAUUCUUGUGUGUUGAAGUUGGGAAUUGAUGAAGAUAUCUUUGUAUCGUGUGCCUUGAUAGAUAUGUAUAGUAAAUGUGGUAGUAUUGUAGAUGCUAAAGGUGUUUUUUAUGGAAUGCCAAAGAAGACUGUAGUUGGAUGGAAUACGACAAUAGCAGGUUAUGCACUUCAUGGGUACAGUGAGGAAGCUCUGGAAAUGUAUUAUGAGAUGAGGAAAUCAGGUGUGAAGAUGGACCAUUUUACAUAUUCAAUCAUUAUUAGAAUUUGUGCGAGGUUGGCUUCGUUAGAACAUGCUAAGCAAGCUCAUGCAUGUUUAGUUCGCAAUGGAUUUGGAGGAGAUAUGGUAGCUAAUACAGCUUUGGUAGAUUUCUAUUGUAAAUGGGGUAGAGUGGAAGAUGCUCGACAUGUAUUUGAUAACAUGCCGAGUAAAAAUUUAAUAUCUUGGAAUGCGCUAAUUGAUGGAUAUGGAAAUCAUGGUAGGGCACCCGAAGCAGUUGAGAUGUUUGAACGGAUGCUUAGUGAAGGAAUGGUGCUUAACCAUCUUACAUUUCGUGCUGUUUUGUCUGCCUGUAGUUAUUCAGGUUUAUCUGAUGUUGCGUGGGAGAUUUUUGACUCCAUGACUAGGGAUUACAAGAUCAAACCUAGAGCAAUGCACUUUGCUUGUAUGAUUGGAUUAUUAGGGAAAGAAGGUCUCUUGGAUGAAGCUUUUGCUUUGAUAAAAGAUGCCCCUUUUAACCCUACCGAGAAUAUGUGGGCUGCCUUGUUGACUGCUUGUAGGGUUCAUAAGAAUUUAGAGCUCGGGAAAUAUGCAGCAGAGAAGCUUUACGGAAUGGAACCCAUGAAGCUAAGUAAUUAUGUCAUGCUUUUGAAUAUCUAUAACAGCUCAGGAAGGUUCCACGAAGCUGCUGAAGUUGUAAAUACCUUGAGAAGAAAAGGAUUGAGAAUGCUUCCUGCAUGUAGUUGGAUUGAAGUCAAGAAACAGCCAUACUUUUUUGUCUUUGGAGAUAAAUCCCACCCUCAAAUCAAAGAGAUCUAUCGAAGGCUAGACAACUUAAUGAUAGAGAUAGCAAAACAUGGUUAUAUUACUGCAGAAAAAUCGCUUCUUUCUGAUGUUGAUGAGCAUGAAGAACAAAUUUCAUCUUAUCAUAGUGAGAAAUUGGCAAUUGCUUGUGGCCUAGUUAAUACAUCGGAUUCAACAUCUCUGCGAGUAGUACAGAGCCAUCGGAUUUGUAACGACUGUCACAACAUAAUUAAGUUGAUAGCUCUGGUUACAAGACGAGAAAUUGUUGUGAGGGAUGCCAGCAGAUUUCACCAUUUCAGAGAUGGAAGUUGUUCCUGUGGGGAUUACUGGUGACUGUUUCUUGGCUUUGUAUGUAUCUUAACUACACUUAUCAAUAUUUGGAAGUAAUGUCUGUAAUCUGUUGUGUAGCUUUUUUACGAGUUUCUCGGGGAAGCUAAAUUUUGUUAUUUCAAAUUUCAUUAAUUUAUUGUCCUGGUGAUGUUGUUGUCUAUUCAUUUAUUUAGCUUCCGGAAAUUAAAAAGUG